ACUGGCUCUCUGUUGCCUGCUCCCAUUUCUGCUUUUUCAGUGGGUUUGUUCUGCAGGGGUAGAUCCAAAAUGAAGCUCCUGUUUGUGGCCACCUUGGCCCUGCUGGCCCUCUCCUACCUGGACCAGGUGGACUCAUCUGCCUAUGACAAGAUCGUGUCCCACAGCCGCAUCCGGGCCAGGACUCAGGGGCCCAACGUGUGUGCCCUUCAGCAGGUCAUGGGCACCAAAAAGAAGUAUUUCAGCACAUGCAGGAACUGGUACAAGGGAUCCAUCUGCGGCAAGAAGGCGGUUGUUUUAUAUGAGUGCUGUCCGGGUUAUAUGAAGCUGGAGGGAAUGCUCGGCUGCCCUGCAGUGGCCCCCAUUGACACUGUAUAUAAAACACUGGACCUGGUGAAAGCCGACAUCACUAAACAGUAUUCCGACAUAUCCAGGAUUAAAGAGGAGAUUGAUGGAAGUGGCACAUACACCAUGUUUGUUCCCAGUGAUGAUGCCUGGAACCAGUUAGAUGGUACUGCAAGAAAGGCCCUAGAGAGCAAUGUGAACAACGAGCUGUACAAAACGUUGCACUACCACAUGGUCAACAAGCGUCUCCUUACUAAAGACCUGAAGAAUGACAUGACCCUCGAGUCAAUAUACAACAACCUGGGGUUAUACAUCAACCACUAUUCCAACGGAAUUGUGACAGUCAACUGUGCCAGGAUCAUUAAUGCUAACCAGAUGGCCACAAAUGGCGUGGUGCAUGUAAUUGACCGAGUAGUCAGUGCGGUGGGUAACACCAUCAAGGAGCUGAUUAACAACCACGAGGAGCUCGGCUCGUUGAGCGCUGCUUUUAACGUGGAGUCAAGCUUGUUAGAAAAACUAGGUGAGCCUGGCCACUACACUCUCUUCGCCCCGACCAAUGAAGCCUUUGACAAAGUGGACAGAGAGGUCAUCGAGAGAGUCCUAGGAGACAAGAAUGUCGUCCAAGCCCUUCUGAAGUACCAUCUCCUAAGCUCAGUGCAGUGCUCAGAAGCCAUAAUGGCUGGCUCAGUGUAUGAGACAAUGGAGGGCAGCACUAUUGAAAUUGGUUGCGAUGGAGACAGUCUCACGGUCAACGGCAUUAAGAUGGUGCUGAAGAAGGACAUUGUCACCAAAAAUGGAGUCAUCCACCUCAUUGAUCAAGUACUUAUGCCUGACUCAGCUAAGCAAGUGACAGAGCUGAUAGGCGGGUCCCAAAGCACUUUCAGUGAUAUGGUGUAUGAGCUGGGCUUGUCUGCAGCAAUGAGGCCUGAGACUCAGUACACACUGCUCGCUCCACUCAAUGGAGCCUUCAACGAGGAGGUGAUGUCAAUGGACCAGCGUCUGCUGAAGAUAAUUCUGGAAAACCACAUCCUGAAGCUCAAAGUCACCCUGAGUGAACUUUACAAUGGCCAACUGCUGGAGACACUGGGAGGGAAGUUCCUCAGAGUCUUUGUCUACCGAACGGCCGUGUGCAUCGAGAACGCCUGCAUGGUCCGAGGUAGUAAAGAGGGAAGCAAUGGUGCUCUUCACCUGCUGACAUCUUUGAUCAAACUGCCCACGACCACCGUCUACGAGAUGCUGGAGGCAGACGGCCGCUUCACAGUGUUCCUGUCUUUGAUGGAGAUGGCGGGGCUGACAGACUUGCUAAGGCAGGAGGGCGGGUACACAGUCUUUGCCCCAACUGAUGAUGCAUUUGAUGGCCUGACCGAAGAGGACCUGACUCUUCUCACCAGUGAUAUGAACGCUCUGAGGACCAUCCUGCUCUACCAUUUCAGCAAUGGUGUCUUUAUCAAUGGAGGCUUGGAAGGUGGAGUGACCAACCUGCUCAAGACCAUCCAAGGCAACAACCUUCAAGUGAUGUCUGUCAACAACUCCAUCCAAGUGAACUCAGUGAACGUCCCAGGCAAUGACCUAAUGGCAUCCAAUGGAGUGGUUCAUGUGGUUAAGACACUGCUGUAUCCAGGAGAUCUGCCGGUGGGCCGUGAGGAUCUGCUACAUCUGCUGAAGAAGCUUAUCAAGUACAUCAAGAUAAAGUUUGUUUCUGGAUUCACCUACAAGGAGAUCCCACUCACCUUCUUCAAAAGAACCAUCACCACUCACAUUGUUGAAUCAGUCCCCGAGAUCAAAGUGAGCGAUCCGACCAUUACCAAAUACACCCGAAUCAUUGAAACCCAGCCAAUAAUUACGGAGGUGAUUGUUGAGAGGAACGCGACAGCCACAGAUAUCUCCAACAUCAUCAAGACCAGCCCAGUUAUCACACAGAUUACCAAGGUGAUCGAGUCCAAGCCUGUUGUAAAGGAGGUGGUCGUUGAAGAAGAUCCAAAGUUCACCAAGGUUACCAGAGUCAUUGAAAGCCACAGUGCUUCAUCGGACGGGGAGAUUGAGGAAUUUACGAAGCUUCUGGGAGAAGACGUGACCAAGAUAAAGAAGGUUGCGGGAGGCGAGGUGCACAUUCUGCAGGAGGAGGAAAUCAAAAAAAUCAUCGAGGGAGGUGGGCCAGGGAUCACCACCGUCACCAAGGUGAUAAAGUCAGAGCCACAUAUCAUUGAAGGUCCAGAUUUCUCGAACCCAGAUCAAAUUGACGUGGAAUCGGAGAGGAUCGCCAAACUUAUCAAAAAGGGUGGCUUUCAGAAAAGAGCAGCUGUCAAAAAAUCACCAGGGAUGAAGAGGAAAGUGAGACUGGUGAGACAUCCUUCCAAGCGCAGACAGUGAUCCAGAAGAACAGGACGUCUGUUCAUUCCUACUUCUCGGACUAAGAGGGCUGAUCUGGGAUCUGAAUUUGUAUUUUAGGCCUACACUAAUGAAAGUCAGGGCUGGAGGCCAUCCUAGCUAUUCUAGCUUAUGGAAAGCGUUACAAUGACAAACCGGGGCUUCGCUUAGAUCAGUUCUCUUACUCUGAGAAAAUAACUCCAAGAACGUCUUCAGACUCUCCCAAUAAAAGGCAGUAACCAAGAUCAGGGCAUCAUAUGGGAAGAUGUUAUGGAACAACAUGUUAGCCCACAAACAUAAUCCGUUAUUAAACGCUUCACGGGAUGUUUACGGCCUCAAAGGAACUGACGUACCGACGUCUUUAGUAAAUGCAAUUAGUGCCUUCUGUCUAAAGUUUAUCCAAGCUGGGACUGAACUGGUGGUGGUAUGGAGGGAAAAUAUUAGGUUUAAAUAAUAUUUUUAUAUUUUCGACGGCAUGCCAGGGGCUAUGGAAGACUUGAGGUCUGACCUGUGCAUGUUUUUGGUGCUUGCAUUCAGGCCUAUGAAUGUGGUUUUUUUUUUUAUUUUUACAUUUAAGGAUGUGCAAAGCUUCACCUGUUUUCGUUUGAGCAUGCUGUAAACCGCAUCACGAUCAGAGCGAGUGCAACUGUACGCUCUAAACCGACACACUUAUUCUGUCACUUCAUGUGACUUUUUGUUUGUUUUAUUCAAGUCAUUACAGUCUUCCUAAGUUCAUUAAAGCGCAACAUUUUCAGCUUGGCAUUCUUGUGCACUUCAUUCUCUAUAGCAUCUAUCUUAUCCUGACGGUGUGUGUAUCAAGUGCCUCUAAACCCCGCUGUUACCUCUGUUUGGUAAAUUGUUUAAUAAAAUUGAACUUUAAUGGAA
Pygocentrus nattereri (red-bellied piranha) is the source of this 3594-nucleotide messenger RNA. It is a transcript of the gene postna, whose product is annotated as periostin, osteoblast specific factor a. Gene Ontology annotation, molecular function: protein binding. The transcript is spliced from 24 exons. Bases 70 to 2712 code for a protein of 880 amino acids. The record is from RefSeq and is a predicted model, not a curated record. NCBI's taxonomy places the organism in Eukaryota, Metazoa, Chordata, Actinopteri, Characiformes, Serrasalmidae.